Centropristis striata (black sea bass) is the source of this 1566-nucleotide messenger RNA. RefSeq names its product LIM/homeobox protein Awh-like. Gene Ontology annotation, molecular function: RNA polymerase II transcription regulatory region sequence-specific DNA binding; DNA-binding transcription factor activity, RNA polymerase II-specific. Gene Ontology annotation, cellular component: nucleus. The coding region runs from base 81 to 1313 and encodes 410 amino acids. Lineage: Eukaryota; Metazoa; Chordata; Actinopteri; Perciformes; Serranidae. The record is from RefSeq and is a predicted model, not a curated record. Gene Ontology annotation, biological process: regulation of transcription by RNA polymerase II; neuron differentiation. The transcript is spliced from 7 exons.
UUGUGUGGAGCAGCUGAGAUCUUCUGGAGUCACUUUAAGGUUCAAACGGAGCUGAAACAGCAGCAGGAAGCAGGACAAUCAUGAUGUCGCCAGACGACCGAGUCCUGGAGGAGCUGCUGUUCUCCGGUCACCUUGGCGACCAGGCGGACGGAGACGGAGCCGGAGCCCAGCCGGGCGGCGGCGGCGGUCCGGCGGGGACGGAGGAGGAGAGCGCCGCGGCCAGCGAGAGUGCGGUGGCGGUGGCGGUCCAGCAGCCGAUGACGUGCGGCGGCUGCAGCCAGCAGGUGGCGGACCGUUUCUUCCUGCUGGCGGCGGGUAGCGUGUGGCACGCCGUCUGUCUGCGCUGCAGCUACUGUCACUGUGAGCUGCAGACUCACAACUCGCUCUACUGGAGGGACGGCAGCAUCUACUGCCAGCAGGACUACUGCAGGAUGUUUGGCGGUGGUCAGUGCGCUCGCUGCUUCCAGCCGAUCCCGGCCUCGGCGCUGGUCAUGAGGUCUGGAGAUCUCACCUUCCACCCUCACUGCUUCUCCUGCCAGGAGUGUGACGUGACGUUGAUCCCAGGGAACCUUUACUGCAUGCAGGGCCAGAACCUCUACUGUCAAUCACAUUAUCACCAUGACGACAGCGGGAACGUCCCGCCUCCAAACCUGCAGCCUAAAGCCGGAGUCAAAGAAGCUCAGAACCAGAACCAGAACCAGAACCAGGUCUCCUGUGAGGGGGAGGAGUCUGUCAGCAGCUCUGAGACGCGAUUGGACGACCGUGUGGCGGGGGGGCGGACCCGCCGGCGGACCAAACGGAUCCGGACGUGUUUCCGCAGCGAGCAGCUCCGAGCGCUGGAGGCGUACUUCGCCCAGAAACACAACCCCGACGGGAAGGACUGGAACUGCCUCGCUCACAAGACCGGCCUGCCCAAGAGAGUCCUGCAGGUGUGGUUUCAGAACGCUCGGGCCAAACUGAGGCGUUCGCUGACCGCCGACGACUCUCAGGUCAGCUCGCCGUCCGCCCCGCUGAGAGGCGUUACCAUGGCGCCCGGCUCCCCAACCGACCAUUCACAGCACUACUCCUCCACCAGCACCAUCGACCACCUGCAGCUGUCUCUGCUCACGGCGCCGCUCAGCGAGCCGCCGCUCAGCCCCGCCCCCAGCCAGCUGACAAGGAGCCCCGCCUUCUUCCUGGACUACGACUCCCAGAGUGCACCGGGGUGCGUCUCCUCCCUGGAGGCCUUCGAUGACUUUGGAGAGGCGGGAGGAGGAGGAGGAGGAGCGGAGGGAGACGAUGAUGCUGAUAGUUCUUUUAGACAUUACUGCUAGUCCAGAGUCUGUGAGUAGAAACAGCUUUUCAAAAUAAGAGCACCACUUACAGUUAUAAUCCUUUAAGGCCGUUGGAAGAGCUAGGGGAGCGGGGGCGAAAAACAACAAAUUAUGAUUAAAAAACACUCACAAAUUUACCAAAAAAAAUACUGAAUUUACCAGAAAACCUCACAAAUUUACACACAAAAAAAAUACAGGAAAAACUCACAAAUUUACACACAAAAAAAUACAGGAAAAACUCACAAAUUUUAUA